This is a messenger RNA of Puccinia graminis f. sp. tritici CRL 75-36-700-3, 1830 nucleotides long. Its product is annotated as alphaK I8. Lineage: Eukaryota; Fungi; Basidiomycota; Pucciniomycetes; Pucciniales; Pucciniaceae. Gene Ontology annotation, biological process: protein phosphorylation. The coding region runs from base 1 to 1830 and encodes 609 amino acids. Gene Ontology annotation, molecular function: protein serine/threonine kinase activity; ATP binding. The record is from RefSeq and is a predicted model, not a curated record. The transcript is spliced from 4 exons.
AUGGUCCGCUGUAUCAAGUGUAAGAAGUGGUCUGCUGGGCCCCAUUUCGCCAACUGGUGUCGUCAAUGUUUACUCUUCUUUGGUUUAGACCCCGACUCAGACCCAUUAUUUUUAGCAUCUCAGUCGAACAGCCUUAAUAGCAUCCUACCCCCCAACCCACCACCCCCAGUUCCCCCUCAAAGCCAAGCUAUUGGCUCCUCUGAAACCGCCGCUACCCAUACCUCUGCCACUAUUUCAUUACGAUCUUCUGCAGAUGUUCCAGUGUGUGCCGGCACCAAAGCACACUUUCAAGCUGUUGGAAAGGCCAAGCGACACAAAACUCCACUCCCUUCAGCUUCUCCUUAUUCGAAAAGCAAGAAAGUUAAAAGUUCAGCCUCCACCGACGAUUCCAACAAGAAGAUCUUCAUCAAUGCUGGUGCCCUUGUGUUGCGUGAUGAGAAGCUCAAGAAGCUGGCAGCAAAGUACUCUCAUGACAUCGACAUCACUAAUCCGAACCUCUACUCACAGCUCAAGCAAGAACUCUGGGAUUUGUUUUCUUCGGAAUUGAUUCAAAAAUCAAUGAUUACUACCCCUCUUCCAGCUAGCCCACUCGAUCAAAUCACUUUAAGCCAUGGUGAAAGCCGCCUUCCCAAUCUCCGUACCUUACUCGCCUAUAUUUCAAACGCCAAGAAAAAACCCAUCCCUAUCGAUAUCAUUUAUGAAGAGCCUAGUGAUAUCAACACCGACAUUUCUACCCGGAUGUCAAGGUCUUCAAACACUCAGCUCUCUUCUCAAGCUACCUCACAGUCAACUAGCCGCCGUUCACUUCGAGAUUCCACCUGCCAACUAGACACUCGCCAACUAGCAACUCGCCAGCCUGCCAACCUUCAUCCCUUGACCCACGAACCUGAGCAGUCAAUGAUCAAUCAUAACAUGUUCAGUACUGUCCGGCGAAACCCUGCUGGCCAUAGUCAAAACUACGGUUUCAAUAACGAUACAUGGGCCAAUGGUCCAAUUGCUGCUACAGUUCCUUGUCGGGGUGUUGCCAGUCUUGACACCCAGAUUGCACACCUAGGACAGCCAUUGGGCAGAUGUCUCAUCACUAUCAAUCCUGAUGGAUGGAUUGUUGCACAGCGCCUGACAUUCAAGAAUAAUGACUACAGCUCUAUACAACUCCGUUCAGAAAAUGCGCCUCCAUCAGAACUGAUUGCGACUAGUACUCCGAUUACCAUAUGUAUUGAUAAGAGCUCUCCCAUUGGCCGUGGAAGCAUGCGAGUUGCUUAUCCGGUUAAGAUCAAAACCAACAUCGAUGGCGAUGGGAACUUCAGUAUCACAAACUUUGUUGCAAAAGAGCGAUUCAUUGAUCAACACCCUUUGAUUUCCAAUCAUGCAACUGAUUCUCGCAUGUAUCAAGCUUGUGGGCUCCUCCUUCAAGAAUUCAAAAACGUGCUUUCAAUCAAUACGGAUCCGAACUUAUCCCCUCAAAUACGACAAAAAGCUGCCGCCUUCAAUAUGGUUCGACAUUGUGUUGUAGUGACUGGAAACAAAGACAUUCCAUCCAAAAUCUAUUUUAUAGAAGCGGUUCUUCGGGGACACUAUGUGAAAUACUCGAGUAAUGUCAACUUCACCAUCACGAGGAACCAGCCUGGGAUGGAUAUCGAAAACUUGGAAAUUAUGAAUGCGUUCACUCAUUGGUCCUAUAUCAACUCCCAUGGGCAAAGCCUUGUAUGUGAUCUCCAGGGAGUUGGAAACAUGGUGACGGACCCGCAAAUCAUUGAUCUGGAUCCCAACCGUUGGGCCGAUGGAAAUAAUGCUGCUCAAGGGAUACAGAUGUUUCUCCAAAAUCAUUGA